CUCGAACCUCGAGGCUGAUAAGCAGCGCGAGAAGAGGCCGAGCGAGUGAGCAAUUGGGCUCUUAUUCCGAGCAGCGACAACCGCGCAGUAGAGAAGUAGGCAGACCGUAGACAGCAGCUGUUACCCGGAAUAUUUAGGCCGAUCGGUGGAGUCCAGCGGGCUGCGUACGUUGCAGCGGGCGUAUUGGGUCCCGCGAUAGCAAAGCGUGGGCCGGGUUCGUGACGAGCACCGUCCUCUCCUCCUCUCCUCCUCUCUUCCUCCUCCUCAUCUUCCUCUUCACCAGCCCGCGUGUCUGCUUCCGCCCGCCGUCCAUUCAUUUCUCCACCCGCAUUCGCUCAAACACGACCGCAAUGUCUCUGCCUGAGAACACGACCCACGUCUGGACCACCCUCCUUACAAACACAAAGUACCUACCUGGUCUCCUCGCCCUCGAGUACUCCCUCCGCAAGGUCGGCUCCAAGUACCCCUUCCUCGUUCUCUACACCUCCACGCUCGAACCCGAAGGCCACGCCGCCCUCGAAGCACGUGGUAUUCCUAAGCGCGAGAUCGCCUACCUCCUGCCCAAGAGCCACAAAGACUAUGGCAACGACGUCCGCUUCUACGACUGCUGGUCGAAGCUCCAGCCCUUCAACCUCACCGAGUUCAAGCGUGUCGUCCAGCUCGACUCCGACAUGAUCGUCGUCAAGAACAUGGACGAGCUCAUGGAAUUGGAGCUCAACGAUACCGACCGUAUCUUCGCCGCAUCUCACGCAUGCACCUGCAAUCCCUUCAAGAAGGCCCAUUAUCCCAAGGACUGGGUUCCCGAGAACUGCUCCUUCACUCACCAGCACGACACCCCUGAUGUUGCCCAGACCGAGGGCGCGCCCACCAACACCGGCCUCGCCAUCUGCAACGGUGGUCUCCAGGUCGUCAACCCGUCGAAGGACUCCUACGACAAGAUUGUCGCCGCCAUGGCAUCUCCUACCAUGACCGAUAACUACGAAUUCGCCGACCAGUCCCUGCUCUCGGACGUCUUCCGUGACUCGUGGGUUCCUCUCUCAUACAAAUACAACGCCCUCAAGACACUGCGCGACGUCCACAAGCCAAUCUGGCGCGACGAGGAGGUCAAGAACGUCCACUACAUCUUGACCCCCAAGCCAUGGGAUCUCCGUGAUCCCGAGAACGAGCUCUUCGAGUGGUGGUGGAAGAUCAACGACCAGCGCCACGCUGACGAGAAGGCUGCAAACGUCUACGACGGCUUCUAAAACUGUUUUACUAUCUUUGUGACUACGUGCAGCCUGUAACCGUCAGCUGUAUUUUUAUCUCGUUUGUAACAUACUGUUUUACUAGUACCUUGCUUUUUCCCACAUCUUAAAAGAUUGAUUAUAUUUCUAAAUUUGCUCGCGUUCCUUUGUAAAUUUGCUCAUAUCAUCCUCGUUUGUUAUCUUACAAAUCGGAUCCUUCCCUCUACUGAUUCCGAUAUACGAAUCGACAACUUUCACAUCAUUGACACUAAUUU
Messenger RNA from Myxozyma melibiosi, 1498 nucleotides. Its product is annotated as nucleotide-diphospho-sugar transferase. The record is from RefSeq and is a predicted model, not a curated record. Lineage: Eukaryota; Fungi; Ascomycota; Lipomycetes; Lipomycetales; Lipomycetaceae. Gene Ontology annotation, molecular function: glycosyltransferase activity. The transcript is spliced from 2 exons. Bases 351 to 1244 code for a protein of 297 amino acids.